AUGGGGGAGAAAAGAAUUGACAAAUAUCUAUUCAAUCCUAAGGAUAUCAUAGGAGAGGGUUCAUAUGCCUAAGUGUACAGAGGAAGAGAUGAAAAGACAGGAGUAAAGGUGGCUAUAAAAGUGUUAAACAAAUCUGUGAUAAAUGCAGAUGAUUAUUUAAGAGAGGGUUUGAUCUCAGAGAUAAAAGUGAUGCAAAAACUGAAGAGUCCAAACAUAGUAUCAUUAAUGGAUGUGAUGGAAACCAAUAACAAUUAUUAUAUAAUUCAGGAAUAUUGUGAUAGUGGAGAUCUAGAUAAAUUGAUUGAAAAGUAUAAAACAAUGCCUGAGAAGGAUGCAGUCAAAUUUAUGAUUGACAUUUUGAAUGGAUUCAUAUAACUAAUUAAAAAUGGAAUCAUUCAUAGAGAUUUGAAACCAGCCAACAUAUUAAUAGAUAAAGGAACCUUCAAAUUAGCAGAUUUUGGAUUUGCAAAAUGUGUCGACAAUUUUAAAAAGGAUAUGCUAGCAUCAUUAGUAGGAACACCACUCUAUAUGUCACCAUAAAUCUUGGAUAAUAAAAAGUACACUUCCAAGACUGAUAUUUGGAGUAUAGCUUUCAUCUUUUAUGAAGCACUCUACGGAAAAACUCCUUGGACUGCUAGAUCCCCUUAAGAACUUCUAAAAAAUAUUAGAAGUCAGCCUUUGUCAUUCAAAGGACCUUAAAUCUCUAAGGAAGCCUAGGAAUUUUUAACAGGAUGCUUGUAAGCAGAGGAAAAAGAUAGAUUGUCUUGGGAUGAGAUCUAUCGACAUCCUUUAUUUAAAGGACACUUUACAGAUUUCAUUAAAAAUGUCAGCAUUUUGGAAGAUAAAGCUACCUAUUUGAUCAAUGAUAUAAGACAGAUGAUUAUUAAAGAAUAGAUUGAUAUUGGAGAACUAUUUGCAGAACUAGAUAUGACCAAGGAUAAAGCAUUAAAUGUCAAUGAGUUAGGGAAGUUCUUAUAGAGAGUAGAUAAAAAUCUGACUAGAGAGGAGAUUGAGUAUAUUUUCAAUAAAUUUGAUGAUGAUGGAAAUAAUCUAAUAGAGUUUAAUGAAUUCAAAAAAUGGUUGGAAGAAAAUGAUUGCAGAAUGACUGCAUCUGAAGUCAGCAGGACUAAAAAGAAGGUCAGUAUUCUUAUGAAACCACAAUAAGAUAUAUAAGCAGGGUCACUUGAUGAUAGAGUAAGAUCAGUAAUUGAAAAACUCAAGAUAUCUAUUGUCAAAUACAAUAUUAAUCUUUUAGAUUUGUUUAACAAGUAUGAUAAAUCAGCUAAUCAUGAACUAGAUGCGUCAGAAUUAGGCAAACUAUUAAAGAAAAUUGAUCAAACUGUGACAGAUGAAGAAGCUAAAGCCAUCUUUACCUUUUUUGAUCACAAUAAAGAUGGAUCUGUUUCAUUUAAUGAAUUCGAGUUUGUAUUGAAAGAAUGCUUAGUUAAAUAAAAAAUCAAGUAAUGA
This is a messenger RNA of Paramecium tetraurelia, 1467 nucleotides long. RefSeq lists its product as uncharacterized. Gene Ontology annotation, molecular function: protein serine/threonine kinase activity; ATP binding; calcium ion binding. Gene Ontology annotation, cellular component: cytoplasm; autophagosome. The record is from RefSeq and is a predicted model, not a curated record. The transcript is spliced from 7 exons. Gene Ontology annotation, biological process: protein autophosphorylation; autophagosome organization; peptidyl-serine phosphorylation. Lineage: Eukaryota; Ciliophora; Oligohymenophorea; Peniculida; Parameciidae.